This is a messenger RNA of Paramuricea clavata, 1658 nucleotides long. Lineage: Eukaryota; Metazoa; Cnidaria; Anthozoa; Malacalcyonacea; Plexauridae. The record is from the annotation of a GenBank genome assembly.
AUGGAAAAACUCUUCAGAAACCGAGAUCUUAACGUUAGUGUGAGAACUAUUGAAAGAGAUGGGGAGGUAUUAUUCUACGCAAAGGAUGUGGCGGAAUCCCUAGGGUACUUAAACCCACAGAAGGCCGUCAGGGAUCAUGUAUGGGGAUUAAAUAAAGUAUUACUGGGAAAAGCCAAAGGGGUGAACGAAACGUUCACCCGGAAAACUAGGGGUGAACGUUUCGUUCACCCGGAAAACCGUCAACAACAUACGGUUCUUUUAUAUGAAUCAGGAGUGUACCAGCUUACUUUCAAAUCCAAACUUCCAAUAGCUGAGGACUUCCAGGCCUGGGUAUUCAGGGAAGUACUCCCAUCUAUACGAAAAACUGGCACAUACAGUUUACCAGAUAGAAGGUCACUUAGAUACAACCAAAUGAUCCUAUUAAAUGAAACAGACCUCCACCACACAGUCGUGAGUUACAUCAGGGACAACUACCCAGAGGCUGUGGUAAUACCCGGUCUAGGUGAGUAUCAGGACACAUCAUCUAAGAGAUGUGAUGCCUGGAAGAAGGGAUACGGAGGUGGUCAGCCAGAUAUUAUUAUAGAGAAUCCUAUGGGGAAGUAUAAAGGAUUUGCAAUUGAAUUCAAGUCUCCCAAAGGCACCGGAGUCGCAAGUGAAAAGCAAGUGUUAUGGUUCCACAAACUUAUGAAGAUAGGUUACAUGGUGAUGGUGUCAGAUGACCUUGUAAAAACUUGCAUUAGAAUCAACGAAUACUUUUCACUUAAGAAGGUCGCAAAGAAGGUCACGGUGAACAACACACAGUGCGCUGUAAGGUUGUACAGACCUAGGUUCAGUUCAGGUAAGUACUAGCUGCGCUAGCAGCGUCCAGUAACGUAGUUACUGCUAGUCAGGUCAUCUCACCAGUAGAUUUGAGAUACCUCACCAGCAGAUUUAAGUUAUCUCACCAGUUAUCUCACCAGUAGAUUUAAGUUAUCUCACCAGUAGAUUUGAGACAUCUCACAAGCAAAUUUAAGUUAUCUCACAAGUAGACUCUAGAUGUCUCACAAGAUAAAACCCAGUUAAACCUAAGGUAUCUUACAAGUAGAAUGGAAGAUAAACCUGAGCAAACUCAAGCAGUAACAAGUGAAAAGAAGAAAGACCCAAAAAGAGUAGCUACAGGAAAACGAUUAGCCGCAAUCAGUAAAAUAGCAAAGGAGAGGAAAAAGAAACUUGCAGAACCUGAGGAGCCAUCCAGCAAUAACAUGAUCGCAUAUGUAGGAGUGGUCAUCGCAUUGGUAUCCCUUGCUCUAGCAUUUAAUCAGCAUCAGAGGGAAACAAAGAAACCAGAACCUAAGUACAUCCCUGAAACUGUAGAAGUAACCAGGAAAGCUGAUGAGUCCAGGUUAGAUUCACUUGAAUGAUACGUUAAACAUAAUAUAUAUUAUAGCAAGAUGAGUAAAGAAUCAAAGAUGACCGCGGAAGUGUACAACGCAGUGUUACUUACAGCAGGAGCAGUCGGUAUAUCAAUGGCAUCGAAAAAACUAUUGAAAGAACCGUUAGGAACCCCAGAGAAUGUAAAAGGAAUGGCAAAGCUAGCUGUCUCAGUUAGCCUUUCAUCCCUACUAGUAUCUUACCUGAAAGAUAAGAAGUACCUACCAGAUGAUCCAUUUAAAACCUAG